Messenger RNA from Hippocampus zosterae (dwarf seahorse), 876 nucleotides. Its product is annotated as sporulation initiation inhibitor protein Soj-like. Gene Ontology annotation, molecular function: DNA binding. The record is from RefSeq and is a predicted model, not a curated record. NCBI's taxonomy places the organism in Eukaryota, Metazoa, Chordata, Actinopteri, Syngnathiformes, Syngnathidae. The transcript has 2 exons. The coding region runs from base 1 to 876 and encodes 291 amino acids.
AUGUUUGAUCCAAUGCACCCCGGCGAAGUUCUGAAAGAGUCUUACCUGGAGCCUUUGGAGCUGAGCGUUACCGAAGCCGCCGAACGGCUGGGCGUGGCCAGGAAAACCCUGUCCGCCCUGGUGAACAAAAAAUCAUCGGGCGGGGUGGGCAAGACCACCCUGACCGCCAACCUGGGCUAUGGCCUGGCCAUGCUGGGCAAGCGGGUACUGCUGAUUGACCUGGACCCGCAGGGACACUCCACCACGGUGUUUGGUGACCAGGGCGCAGCGCAUACCGUUAAAGAGCUGUUCGAGAGCCACUCAAAACUGGGGAUUAAGGAUCUGGUAAUGCCCGGCCAGGUGGACGGGGAGCCGGUGGCGAACCUGGACAUUGUUUCGUCCAAUAUCAAGCUGGCGGUGUCGGCGGAGAACCUGGCAGCGCGGAUCCACCGGGAGAAGGUGCUGGCCAAUGCCCUGGCGAAGGUGAACGGGGAUUAUGAUGUCUGCCUGAUUGACUGCCCGCCGACCUUGGGCGUGCUGGCGGUGAAUGGCAUUUAUGCCGCCGACCGGUUCCUGAUCCCGGUCACUUAUGGUCGCUAUGCCCUCGAUGGGGUGGCGGAUCUGUUCGCCAUUAUCAGCACGGUGCGGGAGACGGAGUCGUUCGCCUACACCAUCAUCCGCAACGGGUACGACAGCCGCACCAAGACCACCAAUGACUUUAUCGAGGAGCAGCUGGCGCCGUUUGCUGACAACGUGGCCGCCACCCGUAUCCGCAAAACGGAGUCCAUCAACCAGGCGGCCAUUAAUGGCGAACCGGUGUUUACCUUUGAUGCGAAGAGUAACGGGACUGCGGAUUUUGAAGCCCUGACACGGGAAAUUGCAGGUUUGGAAGGGUGA